Messenger RNA from Adineta steineri, 813 nucleotides. The record is from the annotation of a GenBank genome assembly. Lineage: Eukaryota; Metazoa; Rotifera; Eurotatoria; Adinetida; Adinetidae.
AUGAACCCGUUUGCCGUGUUCGUUGAUAAAAACAAUACUGUCUACGUCAGCGAUCAAAGGAACAGUCGUAUUCAAGUGUGGCUCGAAGGUAGUGUCACUCCAACAAGAACGUUCUAUGAUCAUGAUUUAAUUCAUCCACUCGGUCUCUUUGUUACAACUAAUGGUGAUAUUUUUGUUGCUUAUUCUUCGCACAAUCAAGUGCGCAAGUGGUCAUGGAAUACGAUGAGCAGUAUACCAGUAAUGAAUUUUAGUGCUUCUUGUUACGGGCUUUUUAUCGACAAGAAUAAUGAUCUAUAUUGUUCACUUUCGACCUCUCUUCAAGUUGUCAUGGUAGCACUUGACAACAGUACGAAUAUGAUAACAAACGUGACGGGUGAUGGCUCUCGUGGUCGACCUCGUAACAAACUUGUGUACCAUUACAGUAUCUUUGUUGAUGUUAAUUUCAAUCUAUAUGUAGCAGACUGUGCGAGUAACAGUAUUAUACGUUUUUCGCAUCGACAGUCGAAUGGAACCAUCGUUGCCGGAAUCGGUGCAGCCGUGAGCUUUCCGCUGUUUUGUCCAACAGGUGUUGUACUUGAUGCUGACGGUAAUCUAUUUAUUGUGGAUAGUGGCAACAAUCGCAUUGUUCGAGCAGGACCCAACGGAUUUCGAUGUGUGGUUGGAUGUUCGGAAAAACCUGGUUCUGCAUCUAAUCAAUUGAAGUCCCCGCUUGCACUCAGUUUCGAUAGCUAUGGUAACAUAUUUGUCAAUGAUCAAUUGAACCAUCGUAUUCAAAAAUUUGUUCUUACAACAAACUCUUGUACUGAUGAGUGA